AUUUGAAGGCUAUUUCCUGUUUGGCGGUAAAAUGGCGGAUGUUGAUGUUUUGAAAUAAUUUUGAUUAUUUUUCACAUCUUUUAAAGUAAAUGAUGUCAAGUAACUCUUAAUUUAUCACAGUAAUAUGUAGGAUAAUAAAAAUAUUAAAGAUGGAUGUGGACAAUAUAACGAUUGAAGACUGCAUGUGCAGUAUAUGCAUGUGCAUAUUUGUAGAACCAGUUACGAUGCCAUGUACACACACUCUCUGUAUGCCUUGCUUCAAACAAAAUGUAGAGGCAACAAGUUUGACCUGCCCUUUGUGUCGUAAGAGGAUAUCCACAUGGGCAAGGAAGGCUGCUAGGGAAAAGUGCCUUGUAAAUAAAGCUUUAUGGGCAAAGAUUCAGAGUAUGUUUCCUGACAGAGUAGAAAGGAGACUUGAGGGUGAAGAUCAAGAAGAUGACAUGACAAUGGAUGUAUUUCAUCCUAUCAUAAACUUGGCAAGGCCUGGAGAAAUAAGACAAGAAUAUGAAGAACAGUUGAAAAGGCUUGAGAAAGAACGUGAACUGGAAAGACAAAGAGAACAGGAAGCAAGCGAGGCCUUGAUAAGAAAGCUAGAGGAAGAACAGAAAGUCAAGUCUGUACAUCAACAGAUGAUAGAAGAAAGAGAUCAGGAAUUAGCUAAAGAAUUAGGAAAUGUAGUCACUGAGGCUGGUACAGACAGUCCAUUCAAUUUACUUUUAAAGGAAUCAAAGAAUCGCUUAACGCGCAGUAGAGGCUCAUCAGCUGCAAGUUCUAAACAGAGUCCAUUAACCAUAGAAUCAUUUAUGCAAAAAAUGAGAGAUGCUGAGAAAAUGAAAGAGGCAGAUAGAUCUGCUGCUAGAAAUACAGACUCACCAUAUCCAUAUACGUGUUAUACUCCAUCAGACAAAGGCAACCAUUCACGUCCUUCUACAGUGACAAUUAGUUCAAGGUCAUCAGUGCGAUCAUCAACUAGUUGUACGAGUUACAAUACAGACCCUGACAUUGAAUUGGAACUUGUCACACACAAUGACCAUUUAAUUGGACAGACUGAUCUGUUAGAAAACAAAGAUCGGAUGAAAAAUGUCUCGACAACAGCUGUCCGUAGUGAAAGCAGUCAAAGUUUAGAUAGUAUAAAUCAAGAGUUGAAUCAUUUCAAACCGAUUAAGACAUGUCCUGUCACUCCUCCUAAGAGAUCUGCCAGUGGAAAGAUAGUUGAAACACAGGUUAUAAGAACUACCCCAAGAAAUCUAUCAAUGGCCGACUCUUUUUCACCCACCACUUCUAAAACUAUGUCUGACAUAGAUGCAGGCAGCCCUGUAAUGAAAAGACGCUUGUCAGAACUUGAAGAGGAAAGAAUGUCUCAAGUGGAACAAAAUUCUAAAGCAACCGAAACUGCAGUAAGCAAUACUGAAGAAAAGAAAAAAGGCAUUUCUAAAUAUUUUAAUAUAAAAUCCAAGUCGCCAUCACCAUCAGAGAAUAUUCCUAAUUUUGUGAAGAAUGUAGAAAACAAAGGGAUAAUUUUGAAAAAAGUUGUGAUACCACUAGAACCUAUUUUUGACAGUAUCGAUGACAUUAGAGAUUUUGAUGAUGUCAUGGCACCUUUGAUGGAGAUAAAUAACAUUCAGAAAAGACCUUGUAUAAAAGAUAAACCCAUAAAAGUUAGACAGAGGAAUAACUCUAAACAGGAAAAUGUGAAUAAUAAUUCAAUAUUAAGUCCUCAGAGGUCUAUUACAGAUUGGUUGUCAAACACAAAUUGUGCUUUGAAAAGUUCAUCGAAUAGUUGGACGAAAAACAGUAACAAUAAUUGUGGUCAGGAUAUGGAUGUUGAUUCUAAAGAGGGCAUUUUGAACUUAGAUAUAUCGGGUCAUGGUAGAAAUAAUAAGUUGAAACUAAAAAAAUAUCCAAAGCGUAAACAUGCAGCUUAUCAUAUUAGUGAUUAUGUGUAUCCACAACUAAGUCCCAAAAAGAGAAAGAUAUGCAUUGAAUUAAGUAGUGAUGAUGAAUCUAACAAUGGCGAAUCAGAGGACGAAAGUGUAGAUUCUGUUCCUUCUAGUCUGUCUUCAAUGAGGUCGUCACGAUCACUACGUUCAGAUAGUGGUAGAAGGCAUGUUAAGUCUAAAAGACAAAGGGAAUCAACAAAACUGAGAGAAAGUGGAAUGAAAAAACUUAAAUCUGUUGGACAUUCUAGACAUUUAGAGAAACAAGAACAGGGUAAAACUAUGCAUUCAUUUCUGCAACCGAAAGCUAGAAAUGUUCGGAUAAAAACAAGUACACUUAGUUCACAAACUGGACAUGAUAGUGUAUUUAAUGACAGUACUGUUAAGCCUGUUAAACUUACACAAGAAGAGGCAGAUCGCCAAUUAGCAUUACAGCUUGAAAAAAUGUUCAGGUACGAAGAAAAGAAUAAACUGACUGCCAUUAGAAUGAAAGGAUCAGACAAUGAAUAUAAUUUUAGACGAAAGUCAAAACAUCUUUCGGAAGAACUUUUAUAGUUGACAUUAUUGAGUUCAGGCUAGAAUGUGAAAUAUGUCUAUUUUCCCUAGAGCAAAUUGGUAUAAAAUAUUGAAAAUAUUAAUAUAACAAAAAGAUUACUGAUGUCAUUGGGAAUUUUACUACCAAUUUCUGAUUGAAAUGAAUUUUCAUAUUCAUUUUUUCAGAGUUUAUUUUUAUAGUUGGUUGAAUGAGAGCAAACAAACUUAUAUUUUAUCAUGGCCUUUUAUUGCUCAUUAAAAUAAACUUAUAUGUACAAUGUAUAUGUAUUAUGGUAGAUUAUAGAAUCUGUAUUAAACUUCUUGAAUGAAUUCCAAUUUUGAUUUAAAUUUUCUUACGUUCAUAAUUUGCCAGUACGUAGUGACAGGUCAUGUUCGUGAUGUUAGGUGUUCUUAAAAUAACUCAAAAACUGGUUUGGUUUCAGUCACAAAAUUAUUCAUCAGUUCAAUGUGCAUAUUUUGGUUUAGAGAAAAACUAUUUAAUUUAUCUGACACCUUAUUAGUGCUGUUUCUUUUAUAAAUGUAUAUUAAAAUAAAAGAUGAUUGAUUUAUGAUAAUACAGUCACGUGUUUACAAAACACAGCUAAUGUAUAUUUUUUUUUAUUUUUGAGUAAGGUAAUUUAGACCUGAAUGAUGGAGUUAGCUCCAUAAUGUUGUCACCUGCAAUCAAAUUGUCUUACAAAAAUUAAUUUAACGCUGCAAGAGUGAUUUUUCACAGUGAAUUGGUAAACUUGAGUUAUUUACUAUAAAAGAAAUUUAGAUCUCCCUGAUUUAUUUAAUCUCAAUAUAUAGAUCAUAGAUGUAAUACUAUGUAAUUGUAAAUUCAAAUUUUAUGAUUCUUUUCAAAUAUAGUUUUUUUCACUGAAUUACCUGAUGUGUUCUGAAUGUAUUUGUGUAUGUCUGAAGCAACUUGUCUGUUUAUGAUCAAAACAUCUUUACCACUAAUUACAUGUACAAAAAUGGUACUUCUAAACUUGGUACAAUUGUUUAAAGAUGAACACACAUUCUUUAAAAAUCUGUCAAUUAUAACCAGAGGUUGCAAACUUGCAAGGGAGGCUGUUCUUUGUAGAUGCCUUUUCAAUUCUUUUAUUAGAUGAAAUAUCAAAUUACAAAAUGCAUGAUUUAUGUUAUUUGUACAUGUUCAUCAAUAAACCAUAAGGAGUUCUUUUUUAGAGAAGAUUUGUUUAUCAGAUCAUACACUGAAUCUUCACAUGAUCUAUUCGUGGAUUAAAUAAUAACCUCUAUCAGCAGCUCCAAACGGAGAUACAAAGUCAGAAUUAUUGUAAACAUUGUACCAGUAAAUCUAUAAAUACUCCAAAUUUCUAGGGGCAUUACACUUCCUUGUUUAAAUAAUAUAUAUGACUAAUCUUUUUGUGUAUAGAGUUUGAAUUGGAAAGUUCAGCUUUUUACAAGUUAAUAUGAAGAAUAAAUUCACAAAUGUUUUACUUAUCUUCAGGUAAUUAUAUAUAAGAAACUUCAGUGUCCUAGCUAGGAUUAAGGGCAGAGAGGCACAAUUUAAAAUUGAAGCACCAUUUCUUGUCUCAAAAGGUACAACUUGAUCAUGCUGAUAAAUAAAACAUGGAAAUAAUCUGAUAAUUUAAAAAAAUAUAAGUAUAACUGAUACAUGUAAAUUUAUAGUAUUUUUAGGUUGUUAAGUAGCUAGAACACAUGAGUUCAAUAUUUCAAUAUCUUGUCUUCAUGCAUAAACAGUAGCAUAUUUUUACAAUGGAUACACAUGCAAUAUUAAGAUUUUUAUUUUAAUAGUUUAUAUUCUUUACAAUAGUUUGGAGGACACUGAUUCUAUUGAUUAUUUUUAACAAUGAUCUGAAAAAUAAAUGAUACAUUUAAUUUCUUA
Messenger RNA from Mytilus trossulus (common blue mussel), 4344 nucleotides. RefSeq names its product E3 ubiquitin-protein ligase rnf168-like. Gene Ontology annotation, biological process: double-strand break repair. Gene Ontology annotation, cellular component: nucleus; site of double-strand break. NCBI's taxonomy places the organism in Eukaryota, Metazoa, Mollusca, Bivalvia, Mytilida, Mytilidae. Gene Ontology annotation, molecular function: metal ion binding; nucleosome binding; ubiquitin-protein transferase activity. The coding region runs from base 150 to 2492 and encodes 780 amino acids. The transcript is spliced from 5 exons. The record is from RefSeq and is a predicted model, not a curated record.